CCAUGGUUUGCAGCACCGUUAGAAAGCCAUUGCUUUCAAUUAAUUCCGAAAUAACGGAGUCGACAGUUCGCGACGAUGAUGCCGUCAGCGAUAGUGUCUUCGAUUCAUCAAACCAUGAGUCGAAUCAACCGAGACGCUUGAAUAGAACUGCCGUCUCCGAGGAUUCCGUGAUAGACUCGGAUACACUUGCUUCACCGAGAGAAACGGGCUGUAUUUCAGAAACGAGUGAAGAUGACGAAGAUUGCGAUGAAACCUUGACGGCGUCUGUUCAUCGAAUGGAGAAAAAGGCGAGAAAAAUGGAUCGAGUUCUUCGUUCUGCGGCUUGCCUUCCCGAAACUUCCGGAGAAAGUGGAAACAUUCACUCGGACUCUAGGGAUGAAGAAGACGAAGGCUCAGAGUCACAUUCCGAUGUGGAAAUGAUGAAUAUUUCGGAUGACGAUGAUGAUCGUAGCAUGCAUGCCGAAGGAGUCGUUCUUUCGUCGCAAGAUGUGUCACCCACAGUGGUGUAGUUUCUUGCCGGAGCAGAACUCUUGGUCAGCAAAACUUUAGGUCACUGCACCCCCCAUACCCUCACUCCCUCUUCUCAUCACUCUCUUCUUUACGCACACUAGUGACAGACUUGAGGAUUUGAGUUUACAGUUUGCUGGGUGGUGUCACAGGACUACAGUGAUACCAGGUCUAGUAAGGAUGUUCACACUGGAAUAAAGGGUGUCACAGGACAACUUCUUCACAGUAUACAGGAGUCCACUUUUUUGUCAUUCAAGUGUUACGAAGUUUUAUCCUCAAGCUUCUACACUGAUCAGAGUUGAAAGUGCAAACCUUCCUGAACUGUGGUUUGAAAAGUUGAUACAGAUGGAGCUCAACUUGACUGGUUGUGAGGACUGUUUGACAAUUUUAUUUGAACAAGUACAUCCUCAUCAUAUAGUACCUUGAGGCAAGGCCAGAUUAGAGCAGGUGCUAAUGAUGCUGCAGCAUCAUGGGCUCACUAGGCAAAAAAUAGGCCCCUGUGAAUUGAAAAAAAAAAUUAUCUAACUGGAGCAUUUAUAAUUUAAGAAUAAAUCUGAGGAAACUUGACACAAAUAAAAAUUGGUAACAGGCAAACUGCAUAUGUUAUUGGUUGAAAACAUCUGUACUCUCAUGCCUGCUUGUAAUGCUUGCAUAUACCUGGAUUAUCUGCUAGGAUUGCACAAUUUCAGAAAUCUAUACAUUGGUGACUGGCCUAGCAAACACAAGCAUGCAGUUGCAGGACUGCAUCAGCUAGGACAUUAUUUGUUAGGCAUCAAUUUGUACUUCAUGCAUAUGCAACAUCUAUGAGCAAAGUAGGAGACAAUCCUCUGUUAUAACUUUGCAUAGAUGUCACUUUUGCAUGAGAUACAAGCACUGAUCAGACCUCUUGCUAGCUAAUUUGGAACUACAGGGAUAACCAGCACUUGGAACUUCCUGAAGUCCAAUUAUGUUCAUCUAUGUCUGAAUUUCAUUAGAAACAACAUGUAUUAAAACCUCCCUGAGUCUCAGACUUUCCCCUCAAACCUCCAUACAUUAUUCCA
Molecule: messenger RNA, 1547 nt
Organism: Notodromas monacha
Lineage: Eukaryota; Metazoa; Arthropoda; Ostracoda; Podocopida; Cyprididae
Source: the annotation of a GenBank genome assembly